AUGUCUGACUUAGGUAGAAAGAACGUUUCCGAUAAGGUUUCUGAAGCUAUUACUCCAGAUAACCAAAAAAGCACUUUGGAAAAGACCAAGGAAACCGUCACCGACCGUGUUGACGAAUUUGCUGGUAAGAGCAUCCCAGAAGACCAAAAGUCAUUUGGUCAAACCAUUUCUGACAAGGUUCAAUCUGGUCACGAAGAUGCCAAGGAAGCUGUUAACAAGGACCAAGCCACUUUAGCUGACACUGUUGGUGAAUACGUUGAAUCUGCUAAGGAACAAGCUGCCAAUGCUGCUGAAUACAUCUCUGGUGUUGUCAGUGGUGGUGCUGAAGGUGCCAAGAAGGCCGCUGAUGAUAUCACCAAGAAAUAG
This is a messenger RNA of Debaryomyces hansenii CBS767, 366 nucleotides long. RefSeq names its product Hsp12p (gene HSP12). The transcript has a single exon. The record is from RefSeq and is a predicted model, not a curated record. Bases 1 to 366 code for a protein of 121 amino acids. NCBI's taxonomy places the organism in Eukaryota, Fungi, Ascomycota, Pichiomycetes, Serinales, Debaryomycetaceae.